AACAUACAAACUCUUACCCACAUUCUUGUACUACCUUAAUAUCCUCCAACGCUCUCACAAAGUUUUCUUAUCUUCUUUACCAAUCAAAUCUCUAAAAAAACUCAAAAUAACAACAUACUCGUAUAAACUAGAGAAUCAAAAACCUUGUUUCUGCUUCAGAAACUCAGAAAUUCUCUAACCUAGCUAUCAAGUGUAUAUGCACUUUCCUCUUAUGGAAACUUCAAGCUCUUCUUGGGUUUUCAAAUUUUUCUUCGCCCGCUUACUCAUUUUCUUUCUUUCUUCUUCUCCUUGCUUUUCAUGGAGGUUGCAUUCUUCAAUUAUCAACUCUACCAUUGAACACCAAAAUCACACAUUUAUAUCGGAAUUCCGGGUAGUAACUAGAAGACUCUUAAACGAGUGUCCUGAUCCAAACCCUUAUCUCCAAAUAGAAGUUACUCCAAAUUCCAACCUUGCCGACGAAGAGAAUGUCACGGUUACAAUUAGCGGAGUUUUGGUUCCUGAUGAGCAUGAUUGGGUUGCCAUGAUUUCUCCUUCUAAUUCAGAUAUCUCAAAAUGUCCAUUGAAUGAAGUUCUAUAUAUAGAGACCGGAGAUCUGACUAAACUUCCACUACUGUGCCAUUAUCCUAUCAAGGCACAGUACCUGGGCAUUGAUCAAGACUAUCUCAAAUGCACAAAGAAAGAAUGCAAGGAAUAUGACAAUGGAAAAUGUGUGUUAAACACUUGCAGUGGCUCAUUGAAGUUUCAUGUCAUUAAUAUUAGAACAGAAAUUGAAUUUGUGUUCUUUGCUGGUGGAUUCGAUACACCUUGCAUUUUGACAAGGUCAAAUCCUGUGAAGUUUGCUAAUCCAAAACAACCAUUAUACGGACAUCUCUCAAGCAUAGAUUCAACUGGAACAUCAAUGAGAUUAACAUGGGUUAGCGGUGAUAAGGAGCCUCAACAAGUACAAUAUGAGAAUAGAAAACAGACAUCAGAAGUUACUACAUUUACACAAGAUGAUAUGUGUAGUUUACUUGUACCAAGUCCAGCCAAGGACUUUGGGUGGCAUGACCCGGGGUUCAUUCAUUCCGCAGUGAUGACAGGGCUUCAGCCUUCAAGCAUCUACUCCUACAAAUAUGGAAGUGAUUCUGUUGGUUGGAGCGAUCAAUUCCAAUUCCGGACUCCACCUGCAGGGGGAUCAAAUGAACUUAAAUUUCUUAUAUAUGGUGAUAUGGGAAAGGCUCCUCAUGAUGCUUCUAUUGAACACUACAUUCAGCCAGGAGCCCUCUCAGUGGUUCGAGCUCUGACUGAUGAAGUAGACUCUGGAAAUGUUGAAUCCAUCUUCCAUAUUGGAGACAUUAGUUAUGCCACUGGAUUCUUAGUAGAAUGGGAUUUUUUCCUUCAACUUAUAAGCCCAGUUGCUUCCCAAGUUUCUUACAUGACUGCUACUGGAAACCAUGAGAGGGAUUAUCAAGAGUCAGGGUCAGUAUACAUUACUCCUGAUUCAGGAGGAGAAUGUGGAGUUCCUUAUGAGACUUAUUUUCCAAUGCCAACUGCAGCAAAGGAUAAGCCAUGGUAUUCAAUAGAGCAAGCAAGUGUUCACUUCACAAUAAUUUCAACUGAGCAUGACUGGUCGGAAAAUUCUGACCAGUAUGAAUGGAUGAAAAGGGACAUGGCUACUGUUGAUCGAUCAAAAACUCCUUGGUUAAUUUUUAUGGGGCACAGACCCAUGUAUACUUCAACAGACGGAGUCUUUAGUGUGGAUAAGAAUUUUGUUAAAGAUGUAGAACCAUUGCUACUUGACAACAAGGUUGAUUUGGCUUUCUUCGGCCAUGUUCAUAAUUACGAGAGAACUUGUGCUGUUUAUCAAGAAGAAUGCAAGGCCAUGCCUACAAUGGAUGAAAAUGGCAUCAGCACAUAUGAUAACAGCAAUUACAGUGCUCCAGUGCAUGCAGUUAUGGGUAUGGCUGGCUUCACCUUGGACAAGUUCAAAACUGAUGAUGUGGACUGUUGGAGUUUACGCAGAAUUUCUAACUUUGGUUAUGUAAGAGGGCAUGCAACAAAGGAAGAGAUAAAUUUUGAGUUUGUAAAUGCAAACACAAGGCAAAUUGAGGACAGCUUCCGCAUAAUUAAAAAGCAAAGUUCUGAAUUUGUAGAUGUCUCACAAAUAAUGAAUCGCUUUGCCGGGAUGCCAAUGGAUGAACCCAACACACAGAGUGACAUAUAGUACCUCUUCUUUCUAUCUAUAGGAUGAUCUUCAAAGAAUAUCUCUCAUACGAAUUCUUUUGGAUUUUGUUAAAGAGAGACUAGGGGCACAAAUUAAUGUGUAUUUGAUUUGAAAAUAAUAAUAAUAAAGUCAAAUUGUAUAUAAAAAUAUCAAAGAAAACACACACACACACUCACCUUAAUUUUGUGCACCCAAUAAAUUAUUAAAAGGUAUAGUUGUUUUAUAA
Molecule: messenger RNA, 2429 nt
Organism: Quercus robur (English oak)
Lineage: Eukaryota; Viridiplantae; Streptophyta; Magnoliopsida; Fagales; Fagaceae
Product: probable inactive purple acid phosphatase 27
Exons: 13
Coding region: 197-2203 (668 amino acids)
Molecular function (GO): acid phosphatase activity; metal ion binding
Source: RefSeq, a predicted model, not a curated record